GAUGGGCGCAGCCUCCCUGGAACCUGGAAUCCGAUGCUUCCCCCCCGAUCUCCCAGUCGCGGAGAAUCCGUGUUCCCGGUCGAGACGCGAUUCUGUUUCUCUCUCUCUCUCUCUCUUUCUCUCCCUCCCCUUUUCUCAUUCUGUUUUCUUUUCCGUGAGUAGCCAUUCCUGGGGAAAAUCGUCCCUUCGUCGGCGUCUCGAACAACUUUUCGAACGUAUCGCCGCACCUUCGUGAUCCGUCCGCCCUGAAAAAAUAGCUCGCACGCGCGCUACGUUACACAGAAGGGUUGCCCUCGUCCGUGCUGCCGACAGUGUCGUAGGCCAGUGCGGCUUGAAAGCCGUUGACCCGCGCGAAACCAGUCGAUCAACCCCUUCGCUAUGUGAAUUCACACGCUUAUUUUGCGACGCGCGUGUCCCGUUGCUCUUUAAAGGGUCUUUAAAAGGUGCGCAGCAAUCUCCGCGUGAGAACGGUCACCGUCUUUUCGCGCAUCGUGUCGCUAGGUCAUAGGUCGCUCGCCGCUCGUAAAAAAACACUGGAACAAUGUUCUGUGUGCGUUAUCGCAUCGUCGUGACACUGUCUGCAACAGCGUCGUCGAUCGCUCGUCUCUAAACAAGAGUUCCUCUAUUCUGUUGGUCAGCACCGGGAUUGGGGAUUAUAUUAGGCUAUCCCCGCGUGUGUUUAUCUUCGAUCGCGAAUUUAUACAGUAAGAUGAUUAUGUACACAGUCGCCGAGGAUCAUAUGGGCGAUAAUGAGAUCGCACAGGUGAUCGCAUUCAUAUGCGGGAUCAUAGUGAUAUUACUGAUGAUAAUGGGUCUUGCAUCCACCGAUUGGCUGAUGGCUCUGGGCUGGAGACAGGGUUUGUUCGCUCACUGCAUCGAGGAAGGCGCUCCGACACCUCUGCCCUUUAAUAUGCCUGAUCCUCCGGGAUGUUAUCAAGCCAGAGAUAAUGCUUAUAUAAAAGCAGCCGCAGCCUUGUGCGUGGUGUGUCUCUUGACAGAUAUUGCAGCGACGAUUCUCACUGGGCUUGGUUUACGAACACAGGAUCACAGGGACAAACACAAGUACUACAGAUUCGCAGUAUUUUGCAUGGGUAUUGCGUUCGUAUCCCUUUUGAUCGCGCUGAUCAUAUAUCCAGUAUGCUUUUCAGCAGAACUGAAUCUCGGUAAUCGAACCAUGUGGGAAUUCGGUUGGGCAUACGGAGUCGGUUGGGGUGCAGCUAUUUUUCUGUUCGGAGGAGCGAUACUACUGUUAUGCGACAAAGAAAGCGAAGAAAUUUACUACAAGGAGAGGAAAAUCGUACGUGACGACAUUGGAGGUGGUAAUUCCAUGAUCGGUAUGGGACAUCACGCUGUUCCACGAAGUGGAACGCAGCUAGCCUAGUGGCAUUGCUCCCUGCCCGAUGUUGUUCUCUAGGUGAUUUGUUUCAUCUUUUUCUGCUCUCACAGUUCGACACAUGCGCAUACGGGAAGACGUACAUGCCUAUGAGAAUGCUUGAGAGUUUUCAUUAUCGGUAUUUUUUGGAGACAUCCGGUAUAGACGUGAAUCCGUUCAUUAGACGAGUGUUCUAUCAGUUUCACAUGGGGGACACACAAUAAUGUCCUAUUAAAGGAAUGGCAAACGAUCCUCUUACUUCCGACUAUUCCUGAUUUAGCAAUCGCAACUUUUAUACGACAAUUUUGGGACCAUUAUUAGCUUGAUUCUGUUAUAUUUCCUAGAUUGUGCAUAAUCUUGAACAAUUUUAUACAUACGCGCGUGCAUUCGCGUAUAUAAUGUUUUUACUGUGAUUUAAAGUUGGAAAGUUUGUGUCACAUGACGAUGUACUGCAUUUAUUAUCCGUAAAAUUAAAUCGAUAAGAAUAUCGUA
Odontomachus brunneus is the source of this 1864-nucleotide messenger RNA. RefSeq names its product transmembrane protein 47. The coding region runs from base 710 to 1381 and encodes 223 amino acids. Gene Ontology annotation, biological process: cell-cell adhesion. The record is from RefSeq and is a predicted model, not a curated record. Lineage: Eukaryota; Metazoa; Arthropoda; Insecta; Hymenoptera; Formicidae. The transcript has 5 exons. Gene Ontology annotation, cellular component: cell-cell junction; membrane.